AUGGCAAGUCCCAAAAUGAUAGGGGUUGCAUUGUUGGUUCUAUUUCUAAUAGAACUCAGCAUUGCAGCAAGGACAAUGUCUAGCAAUUAUGGUGAUGAUGAAGGUCAUCAUGAAAGUGGAGGUAAUAGUGGAGGUGGGUCUAGUGGUUCUGGAUCCGGAUAUGGUAAUUCAGGGAGCGGCAGUGAUAAUAGUGGUUCUGACUCCGGAUAUAAGAGUGGGAGCAGUGGAGGGAACAAUGGAGGUGGGUCUAGUGGUUCCGGAUCUGGAUAUGAAUCAGGAGAAGGUAAUUCAGGGAGUGGUAGUGGAAAUGGUGGAUCAGACUCUGGAAAUGGGAGUGGGAGCGGUGAUGGGAACAAUGGAGGUGAGUCUAGUGGUUCUGGAUCCGGAUAUGAAUCAGGAAAGGGUAACUCGGGGAGCGGCAAUGGAAAUGGCGGAACUGACUCGGAAAAUGGGAGUGGGAGCAAUGGAGGUGGAUCCAGCGGCUCUGGAUCUGGAUAUGAAUCCGGAAAAGGUAAUUCAGGGAGUGGCAGUGGAAACGAUGAAUCUGGUUCGAAAAAUGGGAGUGGGAGCAGUGGAGGAAAUAAUGGGGGUGGGUCUAGUGAAUCUGGAUCUGGAUACGAAUCCGGAAAAGGUAAUUCAGGAAGCGGCAGUGGAAAUAGUGGAUCAGGCUCUGGAUAUGGUAGUGGAAGCAGUGGAGGUGCAAGCUCCAAAUAUAGAGUAAAUAGCUACGAAAACAACUCUGGUGAUGGUUCAGGCAAUGGAAGUAGUGAUGGUGGAAAAAGCGGAGGAAGUGGUGGUUCAGGAUCUGACAAUGGAAACGAUAACAGUGGGGGUAGCAAAGGUGGAAGUGGUGAUUUAAGGAGGAAAUAG
Amaranthus tricolor (Joseph's coat) is the source of this 870-nucleotide messenger RNA. RefSeq names its product putative glycine-rich cell wall structural protein 1. The transcript has a single exon. The record is from RefSeq and is a predicted model, not a curated record. The coding region runs from base 1 to 870 and encodes 289 amino acids. Lineage: Eukaryota; Viridiplantae; Streptophyta; Magnoliopsida; Caryophyllales; Amaranthaceae.